CUGCCGCCGCCGCUGUCAGUCGGUCGGUGCCGCGGAUCCCGGCGCCGGGUCCAUGGGGCCGCAGUGAGGAGCCGCCCCCGCCCCCGCCCCCGGCCCGGACAUGGCCGACCCGGCCCCCGCCCGCAGCCUGGAUGACAUCGACCUCUCCGCCCUCAGGGACCCUGCCGGCAUAUUCGAACUGGUGGAGGUGGUCGGGAACGGGACGUAUGGACAGGUCUACAAGGGCCGCCAUGUCAAGACAGGGCAGCUGGCAGCCAUCAAAGUCAUGGACGUCACCGAGGACGAGGAGGAGGAAAUCAAGCAGGAGAUCAACAUGCUGAAGAAAUACUCCCACCACCGCAACAUCGCCACCUACUACGGCGCCUUCAUCAAGAAGAGCCCGCCCGGGAACGACGACCAGCUGUGGCUGGUGAUGGAGUUCUGCGGGGCCGGCUCCGUCACGGACCUGGUGAAGAACACGAAGGGCAACGCGCUGAAGGAGGACUGCAUCGCCUACGUCUGCCGGGAGAUCCUGCGGGGCCUGGCUCACCUGCACGCCCACAAGGUGAUCCACCGGGACAUCAAGGGACAGAACGUGCUGCUGACGGAGAACGCCGAGGUGAAGCUGGUGGAUUUCGGGGUGAGCGCCCAGCUGGACCGGACGGUGGGGCGCAGGAACACCUUCAUCGGCACCCCCUACUGGAUGGCCCCCGAGGUGAUCGCCUGUGACGAGAACCCCGACGCCACCUAUGACUACAGGAGCGACAUCUGGUCCCUGGGCAUCACUGCUAUCGAGAUGGCCGAGGGGGCACCACCUCUGUGCGACAUGCACCCGAUGCGAGCGCUGUUCCUCAUCCCCCGCAACCCACCGCCCAAGCUCAAGUCCAAGAAAUGGUCCAAGAAAUUCAUCGACUUCAUAGACACCUGCCUGAUCAAAGCCUACAUGAGCCGCCCGCCCACGGAGCAGCUGCUGAAAUACCCCUUCAUCCGCGACCAGCCCACGGAGCGCCAGGUCCGCAUCCAGCUCAAGGACCACAUCGACCGCUCCCGCAAGAAGAGAGGAGAGAAGGACGAGACGGAGUACGAGUACAGCGGCAGUGAGGAGGAGGACGACAGCCACGGGGAGGAAGGGGAGCCCAGCUCCAUCAUGAACGUGCCGGGCGAGUCGACGCUGCGGCGCGAGUUCCUGCGCCUGCAGCAGGAGAACAAGAGCCACUCGGAGGCGGCGCUGAAGCACCAGCAGCAGCUGGCGGCCCAGCACCGCGACUCCGAGGCCCACAUCAAACAGCUGCUGCACGAGCGCCAGCGCCGCAUCGAGGAGCAGAAGGAGGAGCGCCGGCGCGUGGAGGAGCAGCAGCGGCGGGAGCGGGAGCAGCGGAAGCUGCAGGAGAAGGAGCAGCGGCGGCUGGAGGACAUGCAGGUGCUGCGGCGGGAGGAGGAGCGGAGGCAGGCUGAGCGCGAGCAGGAGUAUAUCAGGCACAAGUUAGAGGAGGAGCAGAGGCAGCUAGAAAUCCUCCAGCAGCAGCUACUGCAGGAACAGGCCCUGCUACUGGAGUACAAGCGGAAGCAGCUGGAGGAGCAGCGGCAGUCGGAGCGGCUCCAGCGCCAGCUGCAGCAGGAACACGCCUACCUGAAGUCCCUGCAGCAGCAGCAGCAGCUCCAGAAGCAGCAGCAGGGGGCGCCGGCGAGCGAGAAGAAGCCGCUCUACCACUACAACCGGAGCGGCGCCCACGCCGCCGACAAGCCCGCCUGGGCCCGGGAGGUGGAGGAGCGGACGCGGCUGAACAAGCAGAACUCGCCGGCGGCGCAGACCAAGCUGGGCGGCACCGCGUCCGAGCCGGCCCUGCAGACGCGCUCGGAGUCCGUGGCCCUGGGCUCCGGCCCCGCGGCCCAGAGCCCCCCCAUGCAGCGCCCCGUCGAGCCGCAGGAGGGGCAGCACAAGAGCCACCUGGCGCACCGCGUGCCGCUGAAGCCCUACGCCGCGCCGGUGCCGCGCUCCCAGUCCCUGCAGGACCAGCCCACCAAGAACGUGGCGGCCUUCCCGGUGCAGGACCCGGCGCCCCCCCGCGCCCCCAUGAUCCGCCAGAACUCGGACCCCACCUCGGAGACGCCCGGCCCGCCCGCCCGGCCCGGCCCCGCCGACCCGCGGGGGCCCUGGGGCCGCGCCGAGCUGGAGGCCCCGCCCAAGGUGCCCCAGCGAACGUCGUCCAUCGCCACCACGCUCAACGCCAGCGGGGCCGGGGGCGGCGCCCGGCAGGGCCACGCCGUCAGAGCCAGACCCCGUAGCAAGUCGGCCUGGCACAUCCACAUGCACAGCCGGCCGCAGCGGGUGCUGCCCGCGGGCCCCCCUCCCCAGCCGCCCAGGCGGGGGCAGCGCCGGGCCCCGGCCCCCAUGCCGAGCACCAGUAGCAACCCGGACCUGCGGCGCAGCGACCCCGGCUGGGAGCGAGCCGACAGCCUGCUGCAGGCGGGCAGCGCCAACCUGCCCCAAGCCGGCUCCCUGGAGCGCAACCGCAUAGGGGCCGCGUCCAAGAGGGAGAGCUCCCCCAUCCUGGCCCCGGUCAGCAAGCCCAAGGCGGAGGAUCACCGCUCGCGCCCCGGCCGGCCCGCGAGCUAUAAACGCGCCAUCGGCGAGAACUUUGUGCUGCUGAAGGAGCGGCCUGAGGAGCCCCCCAAGCCCCCCAAGAAGGCCAUGGACUAUUCCUCCUCCAGCGAGGAGCCGGACAGCAGCGAGGAGGAGGACGACGAGGCCGAGGGGGAGCCGCAGGACGGGGCGGGGGAGCCCGCCGGGGCCAGGCCGAGCGGGGACGGCGACACAGACAGUGUCAGCACCAUGGUGGUGCACGAGGUGGAGGAGCCGUCGGGAAGCGGGUCGGAGAGCGGCUCCUACGGCGGGGACGGCACCAUGCUGGUGCAGCGGACCCCCGAGGAGGAGCGCAGCCGGCUCCACGCCGACAGCAACGGCUACACCAACCUGCCGGAUGUGGUGCAGCCCAGCCACUCGCCCACCGAGCCCAAGGGCCAGGGCUCCCCCGGCAAGGACAGCGCCGGCGACUACCAGUCGCGGGGGCUGGUCAAGGCCCCUGGCAAAAGCUCCUUCACCAUGUUUGUGGACCUGGGCAUCUACCAGACCACGGGCAGCGGGGACACCGUCCCCAUCACCGCGCUGGUGGGGGCCGACCCCAGGCAGCUGGAGCAGCUGCAGCUGGAGGUGCGCAAGGGCUCGGUGGUGAACGUGAACCCCACAAACACGCGGCCCCACAGCGACACCCCCGAGAUCCGCAAGUACAAGAAGCGUUUCAACUCGGAGAUCCUGUGCGCCGCCCUGUGGGGGGUGAACCUGCUGGUGGGGACGGAGAACGGGCUGAUGCUGCUGGAUCGCAGCGGGCAGGGCCGGGUCUACGGGCUCAUCAGCCGCCGCCGCUUCCAGCAGAUGGACGUGCUGGAGGGGCUCAACCUGCUCACCACCAUCUCGGGGAAGAGGAACAAGCUGCGGGUCUAUUACCUGUCCUGGCUGCGCAACAAGAUCCUGCACAACGACCCCGAGGUGGAGAAGAAGCAGGGCUGGACCACCGUGGGCGACAUGGAGGGCUGCGUGCACUACCGCGUGGUGAAGUACGAGCGCAUCAAGUUCCUGGUGAUCGCCCUGAAGAACUCGGUCGAGGUCUACGCCUGGGCCCCCAAACCCUACCACAAGUUCAUGGCCUUCAAGUCCUUCGCAGACCUGCCGCACCGGCCGCUACUGGUGGAGCUGACAGUGGAGGAGGGUCAGAGGUUAAAGGUCAUUUACGGGUCGUGCGCCGGGUUCCACGCCAUUGACGUGGACUCGGGAAACAACUAUGACAUCUACAUCCCCGUGCACAUCCAGACGCAGGUCACGCCCCACGCCAUCAUCUUCCUGCCCCACACGGAGGGGAUGGAGAUGCUGCUCUGCUACGAGGACGAGGGCGUCUACGUCAACACCUACGGGCGCAUCAUCAAGGACGUGGUGCUGCAGUGGGGGGAGAUGCCCACCUCCGUGGCAUACAUCUGCUCCAACCAGAUCAUGGGCUGGGGCGAGAAGGCCAUCGAGAUCCGCUCCGUGGAGACGGGGCACCUGGACGGGGUUUUCAUGCACAAGCGGGCCCAGCGCCUCAAGUUCCUGUGUGAGCGCAACGACAAGGUUUUCUUCGCCUCCGUCCGCUCGGGGGGCAGCAGCCAGGUUUACUUCAUGACACUCAACAGAAACUGUAUCAUGAACUGGUAAGGCCCCGCCCCCAGCGCUGGCCCCGCCCCUGGAGGGAAGGGGCGUGGCCGCCUCCGACACUGGAUCCCUACGCCAGAGACUCCGCCCCCACAGCCAGCGAGGAUCAGGACCGACCAAUCAGCAGAACCGAUGCCUUGAUCCCCUUCCCCCUCACCCGUGUCUGAUGCUGCUUGGGGGGGGCCUCUCCAUGGUGACAGUGUCCCUCCCCCUUUGACUGACUGACAGACUGACUGACUGACAGACUGCCCCCCGCUUCGCUCGCCCCUCCCCUGACUCCAUGGGGACCUGCUCUGUUCAUAGCCUGACCCAAAUCUCAGCGCCGGGCCAGGGGUCCCCGGGUAACCGGCCGCCCCGCCCCAGAGGUGGGCGCAUCUCAGCGCCGGGCGAGGGGUCUCUGGGUAACCGGCCGCCCUGCCCCAG
Messenger RNA from Mauremys mutica (yellowpond turtle), 4645 nucleotides. It is a transcript of the gene MINK1, whose product is annotated as misshapen like kinase 1. NCBI's taxonomy places the organism in Eukaryota, Metazoa, Chordata, Testudines, Geoemydidae. The coding region runs from base 101 to 4225 and encodes 1374 amino acids. The record is from RefSeq and is a predicted model, not a curated record. The transcript is spliced from 35 exons. Gene Ontology annotation, molecular function: protein kinase activity; ATP binding. Gene Ontology annotation, biological process: protein phosphorylation.